This is a messenger RNA of Austrofundulus limnaeus, 3222 nucleotides long. RefSeq names its product neuronal-specific septin-3. Gene Ontology annotation, molecular function: GTP binding. The record is from RefSeq and is a predicted model, not a curated record. The transcript has 12 exons. Bases 270 to 2168 code for a protein of 632 amino acids. NCBI's taxonomy places the organism in Eukaryota, Metazoa, Chordata, Actinopteri, Cyprinodontiformes, Rivulidae.
GCAGGUGUGAUUGUAUCCAGCAGCUCGGAGGUGGAAAUAGAAGGGACGGGGAAUCAAAUUUGGGUCAGUUUGAGCAACAGGACUGCGUUGGUGGUUGCCAGGUGAGUUUUGAGUCUGAUCUGUCCGGAAGGGACUGAGAAGGAAAGCAAGGACGCACGAAGACACAAGCGUUUGGAAAAGUUACGCAGCGCAAACUGGAGAUUUUUCCACUGCGCUUCAUCAGAUCUGUUUCAAAGUGAGGUCCAGCUGAAGACCACUCAUCUGUAGCCAUGAAGAAAACUACAUACCCAGCUCGAUCAUCCAGCGCUAGACUGAGGAGAACAGAGCGGGAAACAUCCGGCAUCACCAGUCCCACACUGAAGCGGUCAUUUGAGGUGGAGGACACAGAUGCGUCCACAAACCCAUCUCCUGUGUCUCGCCGUACCACCAACCCUCUCCGCUCUUCCGCAUCCUCCUCCACGUCCAGCCAGCGGAGCUACGACCUGAGCUCCCGCAACUCGGACUACUCCUCCGCCAGAUCCACCAUCUCCGAGUCUUCCAGUCUACGUUCCCCAAAGACCGGCAUGAGGCGCAUGGAGUUAUCAGGAGGUCGCAACCCUGACGCAGCUUCAUCCCGCCGCACAGAAAUGUCCAUCGAGGUCUCGUCCAAACAGAUUGACAACUCCCCGAGCGCUGGCAUCGCCCGCUUCGGGCUCAAACGACCAGAGGUGAGCCUGAGCAGUCGGAGUAAUGCUCUGGACAGCUCUUCCAACUCUGUGAACAGGCGGGCGGAGUUCAGCAUGACAAGACCCCAUGAUCCCCCCGCCCCUCCUAGGAGGGUGGACGCCCAGCUGUCCUCCACUCCCCCCGUCUCCAGGAUCCCAGAGCCCCCUCAGAGAAGAGCAGAGCCCCCUUCUCCUCACCUCAGCCCGACUGACGGGUUGUCCAGGAGACCAGAGAUGCCCAUCUUCAGACAGCCAGACAGCUUGGCGUCAGGCAACGCAGUAGAGAACAACCACACACCACCUGCACCUGCCGCCCCUCUGCCGUCCCUGACAGAGCCACAGGUGGAGAAGGUGGUGUCACCUGCCACAGAGGUGCCCACAACUCGACCGACAGAAAGACCAGAAGUGUUUCGCAGCAACAGCAGCAGCAGUAGCAGCAGUGCCAUGUCUGAAGCGGUGGCGCCUGACACGAUUGUGUCUUCUGUGGCGUAUGGGGAGAAGGCCGGUGGUCCUGUGCUGGACUUCAGUUAUGUUGGUAUCGACGCCAUCCUGGAACAGAUGAGGAGGAAGGCCAUGAAGCAGGGUUUUGAGCUUAACAUUAUGGUUGUUGGACAGAGUGGCCUUGGAAAGUCAACUCUGAUGAACACACUCUUCAAGUCAAAAGUCAGCCGGAAGUCAGUGCUGGCUACAGCUCAGGAGAAGAUCCCCAAAACUGUCGAAAUCAAGUCCAUCAGUCAUGACAUUGAGGAGAAGGGAGUGAGAAUGAAGCUGACAGUCAUUGACACACCAGGAUUUGGAGACCAGAUCAACAAUGAAAACUGCUGGCAGCCCAUCAUGAAGUUCAUUAACGACCAGUACGAAGCCUACCUGCAGGAGGAAAUCAACAUCAACAGAAAGAAAAGGAUUCCAGACUCCAGAGUUCACUGUUGCAUAUACUUCAUCCCUCCAACCGGACACUGUCUGCGACCACUGGAUGUAGAAUUUAUGAGACGUCUCAGUAAGGUGGUCAACAUCGUCCCGGUCAUUGCCAAGGCAGAUACGCUCACACUGGAGGAGAGAGACUUUUUCAAAAAGAAGAUCAGAGAAGAGCUGCGAGCCAACGGGAUCGACGUUUACCCUCAGAAGGAGUUUGACGAGGAUGCAGAGGACAGGAUGAUUAAUGAAAAAAUUAGAGAGAUGAUCCCUUUUGCUGUGGUGGGCAGCGAUCAGGAGUACCAGGUUAACGGCAGAAGGCUGCUGGGGAGAAAGACCAAGUGGGGAACUAUUGAAGUUGAGAACAUAGCCCACUGUGAGUUUGCCUAUUUACGGGACCUCCUCAUCAGGACUCACAUGCAGAACAUUAAGGACAUCACCAGCAGCAUCCACUACGAAAUGUACCGCGUGCGGCGCCUCAACGAGAAUAACACUAUGGUGGCUCAUGCCAACGGCGUCCCAGAGCAUCACCUGACCGCCCACGAGAUGUAGACCCUCCCACCCCCACCUGCAGUUUAUUGUGUUCAGCUACGAGACUUUGAUGUUCAGUGACGAGUCUUCCCACCGCUCCAACUCCCGUCUCACAGGUGGGAUAGAAACAUGCCAGAGGGACUUUAUUUUUAAUGACUUUCUUCGACUUCAAGGACUCGACAUGUUAGUUUAUGACCUCUUUAAUGUUCUUUAUUCUCUGUUUAUGGCUGACAAAGAUGAUGAAGAGAAGCCUUUAAGUUGUGCUGCAACUUCUUACAGGUCUCAGUUUAUAUUUGCGGUGCCAAAAAUGUCUUUUCUAUCAAACAGAACAGACUCUCACUCUGUGCCUUUUUUGGCUUUAGUCACUAAUAUUUAAUGUUGUCAUUUUAUUUGUCUUAAAGGAAUUUGUGCCACAACCAAACAGUUUUCUGUCCACCUGCUUUACCAACAUGUGUGGAAACUUUUCAUCUGAUCACUACAUAAGAAAAAAAGCAUGUAGAAAUAGUGCUUUAACAUGCUUACAGUCAAACAAUGCAGCUCUUCCCGCACAACUAAGGGUUACCAAAAAAGCACAUGGUUUGAUUUUGUUUUUUUAUUUUUGUCACUACUUAGGUUUUUGCCUUAAAUGUUUUUCUCCUGUUAAAUAUAGAUGUCAGGUCUUUUUACGAUCCCAGUUAUAAAUGUUGAUGUUUAUUAAUAGAAAUAUCGUAAGCGUGAUUUUAAAAUGAAAAAGUAUUUAUGCACGUUAUAAAAUGUGAAUGUUUUUCUUCAGUUGUGGUCCACUUCUUCAAAUUACAAACCCAAACUUUCUGAAACGAGGAGUUUCCUGCUUUUUUAGGCCCACCGUAGUGCCUUAUUUAUUGGAGAAUGUUUUGCUAGCAAACUGGAAAGAGAGCGAGUUUUUGGUUCCACCGGAAAUACAUUUUUAAUCUUCUUGUGUAAGUUAUCCGGAAAACGAUCUCUUCCUUCGACCAGCCCACUUUACUUUUAUUUACCGUAAUGUACCAAGAAUCUUUGUCUCUUUCCGCCGUAUCUUAUUCCCAAAGCUGUUCGGCUCUUUUGUAUUUCUUUGUUC